AUGCUGGGGUCUGGCGCCAAACUCCGCCCCGUUCCCCAGAGAGUCGAGCUCGGCCCGUCAGCCUCAAGAAGACCGAAUUACAUCGAAACCGAGAGGAUUCACGGGGCUACGGUGGCACGGGUGGACGAGCUAUUCCACAUCUGCCAGGCCCUGUACGAUCGGUUCGGAUUCCGCGGGACCCCUGAGCUCAUCUAUAACUGCGAUGAGACCGGAUUCGGCGACAAGGGCUCCUCCAGAAAGCGUGUUCUCUGUGGGAAAGGCCAAAAGACCGUCUAUGCGCAGCAGGUGACAACCAGAGAACACGUCACGGUGCACUGCUGCGUAAACGCUGCUGGGGAGGCCAUACCACCAUUUGUCAUCUUCGCAAAGUGCCUCCCCAGCACAGCCUACGGUCUGGAAGGGCCCACCAAUGCGCUCUACGGUGUGUCUGGUACGGGGUACAUGGACAGUGAGCUUUUUUUGAAGUGGCUGGAGCACUUCGUGAAAUAUGCCCGGCAGGAGCGACCACUCCUCCUCUUCAUGGACCAACAUGACACUCAUGUUGGGACAAGAGUGGUCGACUUCUGUCGGGCGAACCAGAUCGAGGUGGCGUGCCUGCCAUCGCACGCCACCCAUGUGCUCCAGCCGCUGGAUGUGUCGGUGUACGGCCCUCUGAAGGCGGCAUUUUCAGAUCUGGCGAGACAUCUGGGGCUGGUGAGAGGCAACCUCAUCAUCGGGAAGAAGAACUUCACGCCGGUGCUGAAGGUCGCGUUUGAGCCUGUAACCCACACAACAUCCAGAGUGGGUUCAAGAACACAGGCCUGUAACCCACACAACAUCCAGAGUGGGUUCAAGAACACAGGCCUGUAACCCACACAACAUCCAGAGUGGGUUCAAGAACACAGGCCUGUUCCCGCUGGACAGGAAGAGUCCAAGCUCGUCAAAGGCCUUACCACCCGCCCAAGGGAUGAAUACAUCGACCAGGAGGACAAAGACGAUGACUCGUCCACCUCCCAUCCCAGCACCGGCGAGGAUACCCCCACUGCCUCCAACAGCCACAUCAACACCGCUGCCGCCAAUGCCGUGCCCGACCCCGUACCCCUGUCCACCACCGUAGUUUCCACCAGCGUUGUCGCCGCUUCCCCAACCCCCUGGUAAGGGGCGGUGUCAUCCCGGCGGCAUUGGCCGAAAUUCUAAUGCCGCCACAAUUCGACCGGCCGUCCAGGGGGCGGGGAAGAAGGAUGCCUCUGCCCGCCAGAGUGAUCACCAGCGACACUCACGCUGCGCUACUAGCAGAGAAGCGGGCAGAGGAAGCCAGAAGAGAACAGGCCCGGCAGGAUCGGGCAAACCAGCGCGUCGUCCGGCAGCAGCAGGAGGCUGCACAGCGCGCUGCAUUAGCGGCCGUGCGGGAGGCCGCAAAACGGCAGAAGAAGGCAGCACAGCAGGAAGCUCGGCAGCAGAGAGAGGCGCUACAGGCAUCGGCCCGGGCUGCCAGGGAGGCCCAGGAGGCAGACAGGGAGCUCCGGGAGGCAGUGAGGUGUGCCUUCUGCGGGCAGGGAGGGCAACGACUUUUUGUACAAUGUGACUCCUGUACCCUCUGGCACCACGCCAAGUGCGUCAACGUCGGCAUGGUACCAGAGGGUACAUGGUACUGUGACGUGUGCCGAGCAGACGCAGCAAUGGAGGCGGCGACCGUUUUUGAAAUGUGAAAAAACCCUUAAAAAAAACAACAACAAAAAAACAUUAAAAAAAAACAUUAAAAAAAGAGUU
This is a messenger RNA of Alosa alosa (allis shad), 1749 nucleotides long. Its product is annotated as MFS-type transporter clz9-like. The record is from RefSeq and is a predicted model, not a curated record. Gene Ontology annotation, molecular function: DNA binding. Gene Ontology annotation, cellular component: nucleus. The transcript is spliced from 3 exons. Bases 1 to 849 code for a protein of 282 amino acids. NCBI's taxonomy places the organism in Eukaryota, Metazoa, Chordata, Actinopteri, Clupeiformes, Clupeidae.